AUGAGUUAUCGUAGCAAACGAACUAGGAUUGCAGCUCUAAAUGAGUCUCGUAAUGCAUCUGAAGUUCCUCCAAAAAAGGCUCAAAGGGCAGCAACAUCACAGUUAGCAUCACAGUCAGCACAUCCACACAAAAAUCAGCCCACUAUCCCAGUUCCCUCGCCCUCACUCAAAAACAAAAGGCCUGCAUCAUCACAGUCAGUCCAUCCACCAAAAAGUCAGCCCACUAUCCCAGUUCCCUUGCCCUCACUCCAAAACAUAAGGCCGGUAUCAUCACACACUCAACGUGGGCCUUCGUCUUCCACUACCACUAGCAACCUUAUUUGGAAAAAGCCACUCACUGUACCAACAACUAGUGAACCUAAGGUUGCAUCGAAAGGGCCAUCAAGGUACAACCCUACUCUAGACAAGACUUUUAAGUCACCUAAUAUCCCAACUGAAAAUCCCACAAAAGUCCCACAGUCUAGGCUGUCAGAACCACCCAAGCACCCUUCCACUGUUUCUCUAACUUCUCAGCUACCAUAUGAACUUGCUAAACAGUCCACAUAUUCAAAAUCUGUUGCUUUUGAUGCUAGUAUAUUAGAAGAAACACUUGAUACUCGUACUGGGAGUUCACCAACAACACCCGAGGAUGAAUAUGCAGACCAUAUAAGUGAUGGAAAAGCAACAGCAAAAUCCAAAGAAUCAUGUGAUGGAAAAGAAAAAGAGAUCUUUAAAGGAUCUAGGUCUCGAUGUCAUGAGUCGCUCCCUGAAUGGCUAAGUACAGUUGAGUAUGAUAACAAGGAGCAGGUUUUGACCAUAGAUGCUAAGGGUAAUCAGCAACUAGUUAGCGGGUCUAUUCAACCAAUGGACGUCUGGAACACCAAUGGAAGCAUCAAAUAUGUUGUGCACUUCAAUGAACUAUACCAACCGAUUAGGAAAGGUGGGCAUAUUUUAGUCAGAUUCCUUGGAAGCAUAGCAAAGCAAGAACAAUACUGCCCAGUUUCAGAAAAGACUUGGGGUCAACUGGACAACUAUUAUAAAGUUGAAAUCAUCAAAUUGAUUAGAGACAACUUUGUGAUUCCUGAUGAUACAAAGUAUGAGGACCUAGCUCUCCAACGUGUUGAUAGAGUGUGGAGGCAAUAUAAAUAUGAAAUUAAGAAAAAGUACUUCAAACCGAAUGAGAAAACAAUAGAAGCCAUUAAAAAGGAAGUGCCACCUGGAGUUUCCAAGCAAGACUGGGUGAACUUGGUCAACUAUUGGGAUUCAUCCAAAGGGAAAGUAAGUUUUUAAUAUACUGUUCUACACUUCUACGUAUUGUUUACUACUUCCAUUACAUCACUUAGUGCCCUCGCAUCAUGGUGUUUAGUAUUAUGGGGUUUCAAGCACAAAUAUAAGGCCCACUGGC
Molecule: messenger RNA, 1384 nt
Organism: Spinacia oleracea (spinach)
Lineage: Eukaryota; Viridiplantae; Streptophyta; Magnoliopsida; Caryophyllales; Amaranthaceae
Exons: 4
Coding region: 1-1269 (422 amino acids)
Source: RefSeq, a predicted model, not a curated record